Cyanistes caeruleus (blue tit) is the source of this 1369-nucleotide messenger RNA. The record is from RefSeq and is a predicted model, not a curated record. Lineage: Eukaryota; Metazoa; Chordata; Aves; Passeriformes; Paridae.
GACGGAUUCUCCCCAUGGAAGCUCCGGAGAUUCCCGAGUUUUUCCCGCUGGGAUUGGAAUUCCUGGAUUGAUUCCAGCUCGGAAUUCCCAUCGUAUUCCCGAAAUUCCCAUGAAUUCCGAGCUCGUUCUCCCGGGAAAGCCGGGGACGCGGAGCAUGAUGGAAUCGCGGAUCCGGAGGCUGGCGACGACGCUGAUGGACGCGAGCACGGAUAAAGAUCCCGAGGUGCAGGAGCAGAUCCGGAAUUCCCUGAGUUCCCUGGGAAACGCCGAUCCCGAGGAAAUGCUGGAAUGCUGCGGGGAGUACCUGCGGCAGCACGAGAAGCUGCCGUUCCCAUUCCGGGCCCUGAUCCUGUUUUCCAUGGGUUCCGUUAUCCGGAGCCAUCUCCAGGAUCUCGGGAAGGGCUCGGCCGCCGCCGCCGCCGCUUUGGCCGCUCGCGAGAUGACCCGAGCCAAGGAGGAAAUCUGGGAAUGGCAGGAAGCCGCCAGCCAGGUCCUGGUGGAGCUCGGGAAGAAAUUCCUGAAUAAAGUCAUGGAAGAGGUGCUGGGAAAAUUCCAGCCGGGAAUUCUGCCCCAUCCCGCCGUGCUCCGAACCUUCGGGAACCUCGCCGCGGCCAACGUUUUCGGGAUGGUUCCGUUCCUGAAUUCCAUCCUGGGGACGCUGCUGCCCAUGCUGGGAAUGGCCCGGGCGGAUUCCAUGAAAUGCACGCUCUGCUUCGCCCUGCAGCGUUUCAGCGAGAGCAUCCUGGAAUAUUUGGCGGCUCGGGAUCAGGCUCCGGACCCCACGAUCCGCAGGGAUGCCUUUGCCCAGGAGCUGGGAGCCGCCUUCGAGCUCCUCUUCCACGCCUGGCUCCCCCACAGAGACGCCAAGGUGCGUUUGGCCGUGCUGGAAGCCCUGGGCCCCAUGAGCUCCUUAAUUCCCGAGGAAAAGCUGGAAGAGCAACUCCCAAAAAUCCUGCCGGGAAUUCUCGGCCUCUACAAGAAACACCCGGAGCCUUUUCCCAUCUCCAAGAGCCUCUGCCAGAUUCUGGAAUCUUCCGUGGGAAUCGGGAGCCGGAGCUUGGAAGCGCAGCUGGAUUCGCUCCUGGGAACGCUGCUGGCCCAGAUUUGUGCUCCGGCCGAUCCCAACGUUCCCACAAACGCCAAGAACCACACGGAGCUCCUGCGCUGCUUCUCCGUCCUGGCUUUUCCUUUCCCGGAUCGGCUCCUCCUUUUCCUGCUCCCGAAAUUGGAGAGCGGCUCGGAACGGCUCCGCGUGGGAUCCCUGCUCGUGCUGCGCCACCUCCUCAACAGCGCCCCUUCCCAGAUGGAAAUCAAGAAACUCAGCAUCCUCUCUUCCAUGAAACUCCCGCUGCAGGACGGAAGCAACAAG